GGCAACGGAAACGGCGGUGGCGGUGGCGGUGGUGGCGGCGGCGGUGGUGGAGGUGGUGGUGGUAGACAGAACGCGAGGGAGUCCCUGUCGGUGAUCGUGCCACCUCAGGACGUGGACGUGGACUCGCGUGACGCCGACUCGGAGCUCCUCAGUCCGGGCAAGCUAACGCCGACGUCGGGGAUAAGCGUCUCGGUCGCGAGUAUGAUCGACGCGACGGACUUCAGGGCGAUGCAGCCGGAGCCGACCUAUCAGACGCUGACCUCGGUCGCGGAAAGGAUGUCGCCGCCCGGCUUCAGUCCUGGUUCCUCUUACGCGACCCUGACGCCGUUACAGCCGUUACCGCCGAUCUCGACGAUGAGCGACAAGUUUGUAUACAGUGCACACGCGGCUGGCGGCGUUACCGGUAGUUUCGCGGUGAUGCAAAACAACGGCCUCGGGAACAUCGGCCUCGGGAUGGGUAGCUCGCCGUACGCGUACGACAAAUUGCCCUCGAUGGGCAUGUCGCCGCCGCACAAUUACGCCUCGCCGGGCGCGGGCCUUCAGCCGAGUCCUCUGUCACCGCAGAGCGCCUACAGUCAGAGCGGACUCAAUUCGCCGCACAAGUCCGCCAGUCCUCACUACGAUCCGGCCUUUUUGCCGAGGUUGCAGCAGAGUCCGGCGGCCCUCAGUCCUUCCUCGCCGCCGGCUGUUUCGGCGACGGCCAGUUUCGCGCCUUCGCAUCAUUCCCCGCCCACGCAUUCCGUGCCGGCUGCAUCGCCGCCUCCCAUGCAGACGCAGCUGCAGCAACAACAGCAACAGCAGCAGCAGCAACAACAACAACAGCAACAACAGCAGCAGCAACAGUCGAUGCCGCAGCAAACGAUCGCGCACACGCAGCACGUGCAGCACACCUCGGUCGUGAUGAAGACGGUGUCGUCGGCAGGGAACGGAGCCGGCGAGGUCGAGGAGAUCAACACCAAAGAACUGGCGCAGAGGAUCAGCGCCGAGUUGAAGAGGUACAGCAUACCGCAGGCGAUAUUCGCACAGAGGGUUCUCUGCCGUAGUCAGGGUACCCUCAGCGAUCUGCUCCGCAACCCGAAGCCCUGGUCCAAGCUCAAGAGCGGCCGAGAGACCUUUCGACGGAUGUGGAAGUGGCUACAGGAGCCCGAGUUUCAAAGAAUGUCGGCCUUGCGGCUAGCAGCCCUGAGCAACUGCUCUGAGAGCGGAGGCGAGCCGGAAGCCAUGCUGGAUAUCCACCACCCAGGAACCGGUCUCGAGACUCACCAUCAACAGUUUCACAACUCAUAUGCUGCACAGAUUCCACAACGCGGAACAUGCAAGAGGAAAGACGAGAUGGCGAGCCAGGCAGAACACCAACAGCCCGCCCCCAAGAAACCGCGCCUGGUUUUCACAGACCUUCAGCGCCGUACUCUACAGGCUAUUUUUAAAGAGACCAAGAGGCCGUCGAAAGAGAUGCAGGUGACAAUCGCCAGGCAGCUGGGCCUGGAGCCGACGACGGUCGGCAACUUCUUCAUGAACGCUCGACGCCGCUCCAUGGACAAGUGGAAGGACGAGGACCCGAAGACCGUCGCGGUCGAUGAGGGACAGCUAUCACCCACAAUAGGUAUCGGGCAACGACAGCCAAGCGAUGUUUUGUGACACACGUCCGACCACGAGGAGUACCACGACGAGUCACCCGAAGAAGAUUUGCCCUUCUCGUAAGGGCAGCGCGUUUCACGCGACGCGACGCGACGCGUUGCUUUGAUUUCGAACGAGAGGAUAUCUCCAACUGACCUGGAACGUCAGUUUUUCACGCGUUCAGAAUUCUUUGCGAUAGGCGAUUGGGAUUCGUUUCGAUAACGCGACGAUAACCACGGGACCGUAUCGAUGAAUUUUUCUCACGAUUGGAUACCGUUGUUGGAUAUACAGAUCAACGAGACCUUUAGGUCUGUGCGUUGUAAGCGCUUGGACAAACGGUAUCGUUCGAGGUCACCAGUCAUCGAAGAAACUUGUCCAACAUUAAUUUAUAUUUAUCGAUCUAAUUUCGUCCAGUUACGAAUCCCACCUUCGUUUCCUUGUCGAGUAAUCUACCGGAACGAACUGACGAUAUCAUCGAAACCGUUCGACGGUCGACGCUUUCAAGGUUUUCGGAACUUUUUUAAAAGCUUCGAGAAUUUCCGUCGAGUCCCACGGUUGACCGAAUUUCGUAACGUUUCAACUGAAAGCAGAACGAAUUUCAAGGCAAAACCGGUCAUUCUUCGAACUACCACGCAACGACGUCAUUAUCUUAUAACCACGCCUGGAAAAUCGUCUGGAAAGCACGGCCGCUGUGAUCAUUUUUUAACGACGACCAUCCGUAACGCGUGCGGCAGUAUUGUCCGUGAAUAUUAUAGUCGAGCUCCUCCACGUCGACCAACACGCCGGCAAAAACCAUUUCGUUUCAAACUAUUCGUCGCGAUUCGAUUCUAUGGUAAAAAGAAUUUCCGGUUCUGUCGUUAUUUUGCGAAUACUUUUUACGCGGAGGGACUUUAUUUUAUCGAGGAAAUACUAUACGUUGGAAAUAUAAAAAUAGCUUUGUCGUCACAAAAUUUCCUGUUCUUUGGAAAAUUGUAUCUCGAUGUCGACGAUCUAUUCGAUUAAAAUGGAUAGGUAAUCGCGCGGUAAUAAACAUACAUGACGUUCCAGAGAUCGAAAUCGAGCAUCGUCUAGCGGCGUCGAAGGAAACCGUGCCAGCCGUCGUUUUUCGGAUCCGAGAAACUCUCUCCCUCCUUCGAUAUCGAGCUCGUGAGAUCGUCUAAAAUGUGACGAAAAUUACACUUGGACGAAUCGUUCGAGACUUCGAAUCGAACCUCUCCGGAAACUUGGUGCCAUAAUUUGCCAUACUAGAUUAAGCUACCUUUCUCCGCCGUGGGUGGUUCAUCCCCUCGAUGUGAAACACUUUCUAGUCUACGCGUGUCGAAGUGCUUCUCCGAAGAACGCCAUUUUUUAUCUAGUCAAAAUUGCGAAAGACGCGCUUCGGAUUGUUUUAAUCGGUGCUCGUAAGCUUCUUCGACGCGGAACGGGCGACGUUGAGAUGAAUUCCAACGCGUUCGAUCUCGAGGCGUUGAGAUUUUAAGUUGCGUAACCGUGAAAGGAAACGAUACUUUUCUCUCGAACGCGGUAACCCUUUGCGAUUCGUCUUCUCGUCUAGAGAGCAGCCGGUGUUAAUUUAGAAAAAGAUGCCCUUCACGUCGAGCGCGAAGAUACUUUUUUAAUACUAUAAUAAACGUUUUAAAGAAUGGAGUGUUUUAGUGCCAUGUGGACAGUUUUCGUGCCAUGUUCUAUUUAAGAUAAGGAAAGAAAUAUCGAAGAGACGUGGCUGGCUCAACGCGGAAUCGCAAAGGGUUUCAAACUUGCACGAAUUUAGAAAAGUGCAACAUUUCGCUUGAAAAAGGAAUAUUUUUACUGAAAUCGAGGAAGCCUACGAUUUAGAACGAUCGAUUUCGUCGCUUUAAAGGAUCGAUAGACAGAAAAAUGUACCCCGAAAGUUUAUUUAUACAAUCCGACUUACAAAACGAAAUUCAAUUUCGCGUCAAAGAAACAAAAGAUCAGAUUUUUAAACUUCUUCCGAUAAUUCUGGAAUAUCUCCCGUGGUAGGAAAAAAGAAAAUAGUUGAUUAAACUCCAGUUCGGCAACGAUGAUUUUAAAGCGACAAUGCCUCGAUUUGCGAAUAAAAGUAGUCCGUAAAAAUUCAAGAAACAGAGGGUGUUGGAAACCGAGGGAGAGAGAGACUUCGUUCCGAAAGUCGUCGACGCAAGAGGGUGCAGCGUUCAGGACUCGUCGUGUCCUCGUUGGUCGCUAAAAGGGACAACCUAACGAACCCGUUAAAACUGAACAAGAACGCGAACAAGAACAGCUUCGUUUCUUAACACAACACACUCAUACGCGACAACCGUAAACAUGCGCGCGCACAUACACACACAUACACACAUACACACAUACACAUACAAAAAUAUGCAAAACAAAAAAGUGGCAUCGUGUCGAGGGUGCACGUGCCAAGUGAUAUAUUCUAUGUAUGUAAUAAACAUUGUAUAUCAGAGUGGACGCUGUUUUGUGCGAAUCGACGAAGAAGAGGAGACGGGACACGAGACGUACGGAGGGUGAUCGUUCGCGAGAAUUAGUGGAUCAGUGUUCACCGACAUGCGAAGAGAGAGCAAGUGGAAUGCGUGAGAGAGAGAGAGAGAGAGGAAAAAAGAGCGAGCGAGCAUGUGAAAGACUUAGUGAACCGCACUCGAUACCGAAUCGUAAUUGUGCUGUGCUAUUGUACAUAUUAAAGAGCGAGAGAAGCGACACGCGAGAGAGAGAAAGAGACACACACGUAUACACUCAUACACAUAUACAUACAGAGGCGUUCGAUUGCGUGAAAGAGCAGUGAUCGAACAGACUGAAAAGAAAAGAACCACCGAUUUUCAGUAAGGAAAAGAGGUGGCUUCUUUUCGCGUUUCCCGCUUGCACGCGAACCGUUCCUCGUCUUGAAAAAUUUUACGUUUGUUUUGCGUUCGAUUAUUAAAUUAUUUUUAAGUGGACAGGCGACUCCACCGGGGCCUCCUUCGCGCAAAGUUAUUCAUUUUCGACUUCGAAACGGUAUUGGGUUCUACAAAUAUUUUGGAAUAUCUGAAAAAUAUUUGUCUGCAAGUCAAAGAGCAACGGUUAUACAUUAGUAAUCGAGCAAUCUUUAUCGAAGACCUGUCGUACAUGGUUGUGUAUUUUGUUUUUGUUUCCUUUUCUCUUUGAAUCCGACCGAUGAACAACGUUAAGAUACUUUUGCUUUUUUGCUAAAUAUUUAGUGCUCGAAUGUUAGUUAUGACAUUUAGGAUGUUUGUGAAAAUUCUCGAUUAUUUUCACUAUCUAAAUUGGAAUCAUCGAUGUUUCGCGAAGACAUCGAGUUGUUUGUAGGAGGGCCCGAUGUAAGAUGCGCAAAAACAAGAAUCUUCUAUACUAGUCGAUACUAUAUCUCUACGCUAGUUAAAGCGUCGAAAUAACAAACUGAAAAGACAUGUCCGUCGAUGUUUCGAGCUUUGAGCUUCUUCGAGUUCCCAGGGAUUCAAAUUCUGCGUUCAUCGGAUUGUUUGUGCAAAGGAUACUCGGUAUCUUUUUUUCUUUUCUUAAUCGAAUUUCAAGCUGGCCAGUGAGCGAAACGUCGGUUUGUCCGGAUGUCACCGCGUCGAGAUGAACGUUAAACUUAUCGUACCAAAAAUAAGAAACCACAGAGGAAACGGAAGCGACCGGGUCGCGGCCGUCGAUUAUAAGAUCAUAUAUAGUACAAAGUAAACAUAUAUUAUUGUAAUAACAGUUUAAAUUAAAUAUAAGAGGAGCGUCGCUGUUUCAACGGGGUGUGUAAGAAAAUGGUGAUACGAGAAGGAACGUUUCGACCAUUGGGUCGAGGAACGUGACUUUACACUUUAAACUUUAAACUUCAAAGUGACGCGUGAGAAAAGGAGAAAUGGAGGUCGCGAGCGGGCGAUAGCUUCGAGCGUCGAGUUUUCAUAGAAGUUUCCUCGUCCGGCGUGGUUCCGUCUCGUUGUCGGACGCGAUGUAACCCGCGCGACGAUGUUACACUCGAGGUUCUCACCAUUCGAAGAUGGCUCCACUUUUUUCGUCGGUUGCGCAACAUCUGCUCUGCGCAAGGUAUCGGACAGCGAACAGUUCUCGAGAGGUACGCGACAUCGGAGCAACAAAACAACUGAAAACGAAGUCGAUCAGAGGACCUGGUACCGUACUACCGAUUAUCGGGAAAACGGGGAGCGAAAGGAAAUGGAUAGAUGUUUUCUGGACGGAAGGAAAAAGAGAUCUUGUUUCAACGCUAUAGCAAUAGAUAAAACAUCGCGAAUAUACAGACUAGAGGAGACUCGGAAAAGUUUGGAGUGACGUAACAAGUUGCAAAGCCAAAUUGCAUUCGCGGACAUUGAAUGAUGGUAUUCGCAAGAUCCAGAAAAGAGCAAAAUUUGUGAAUUUAAAACCAAAAUGAAAACCAAAGCAAUAACGAAUCUACGUGGGAGGAAACGAGCGGGUGGUCGCGAAGUUUAAGAAGCAAAGUAGAAUUUUUACAUACCAAGCAAAAGUCGGAUCGAGCAAGAUUUCCAAAUAAAAAAUGGAUCGUAAUAGCAGGAUGUUGCCCGAGGUUCGUCCGUUUCAACCCUUGAAUGUAAUAUCGCGGUAAGCAAGCCACGGGGAGGGGAGGGCGGGGGGGGGGGGGGCACAAAGGCGAUGGUCGCAUCGUGACAAGGAAAAGAUCUCGCGCGCUCAGUUGGUCGCGAUCCGACUCGAGGGGAAGACGUCGCAGGGAGAACGAAACACGGACGAAACGACGCGCGAAGGGAUCUUUAUCCGUACGAUAAGCCUGUACAUAGACGAUUAAUCGCGAUUAUCAAUUACGCCGUUAUCAUCGUCACCUUUGUCGCUAUUAUUCUUCUUAUUACGUUUAUUUGUAUUAUUCCUGUUGCCAUUAAUGCGAUUUUUAUUCCUGUAACGAGACGAUUGAUUAUUAUAUAAGUAUACCGUAAACAUGUUGUUUGUUAAAGUGAGAGAAAGAGAGAGUGAAAGUGGGGCGGGGUGGCCGGGGAGGGGGAAUGCAGAACUGAGAUUCAGGGGAAAUUUAAUUAGCACAGUUAUUCGAGAAAUUUUUAGAGCUGACAAGAGCUGACGGGUCGUGAACAGAACAAACACAACAGUAACAGCAACAGAAGCAUCAACAACAACAACAACAACAACAACAACAACAACAACAACAACAACAGUAAUAAAAUAUCGCGAUCGAGUUGAAAAACGAUUAAAAUAGGAUUAGAGAAAGGUCGAGGGCGUAAAGGGUUGCGUUAUCGUAAAUAAAAUUGGAAUCCGAAAGACACGCACGCUAGGUACACGCGAAACAGAACAUUAAAGCAAGAACAUAGUAUAUAAUUAUAUAUAUACUAUAUAUAUAUAUAUAUAAAUAUACAUAAAAUAUAAAUAUAUAAAUAUAAAUAUGAAUAUAAAUAUAAAUAUAAAUGAAUGAUAUAUUAUAUAUAUAAAUAUAUAAAUAUAAUUGCCAUUUUCAGGCAUCCAGGGGUAGUUAGAGGAUAUGGGGUGGGGUGGGUGGGCUAGGGUGGGACGAAGAUACAUAUAUUUAGUAUAGCGAAAAGCCCAGCGAUCGAAUGGCGGGGUGUCGUUGCCGGGAUAUUCCGGUGUCGAUCGAUCGACGAUCGGCGAACACGUGUAAUUAGAAGAAGACCGCGAGACGAGACAUAACGCGCGACCUAGUUCUACCGAGGGUUCGAAGAUAACACGGACAAAUUAAUAGGAGCAGAGGAACAUGUCGAGAGGAAGGUUUUUUUUUUCCAGGAAACUCUAGAUCGAGAGACAUCCCCAUUUAUUCGCUAUAUUUUCAUAUCGCAACAAUUAUCGAUUUAUCCUGUUUCUAGAAGAAAAUAUUCGCGUGACCAAGUGUCAAUUUAAACUUUGAAGAUAGACGAACGAAGCACCGUUAGCUCGAUGCUUUUUACACUAACGGCAACAUCAACGGUCAAGCUGUAAUAUAAUACGCGUGACAUCCUCGUUCUCUCGGCUCGAUUAAUUUGUCGGUAUCAUUCCAAGACAGCCAGUACACAAUAUUAGCGGUACACGGUACCUCGUCUCAAAUCGAGGACGAUGACGAACAGAAACACGGAAGAAAUACUCGAACCGUUAAUUCCGAGCUAAGAUUUAUUCCGCGAGGGUGCAAAAUAAGCGUGGUCUUUCGCCGAGCAGUGUACGCCAUUCCCCGUAACGAUUCGUAUCAAUUCGACGAAUGUUCAGGGGAUGUUCGGUGGCAUACGGCGAAGGAACCUCGAGACGAAGGUGAAUGAACAUAUAUAAAUAUAAAUAUAUAAAUAUAUAUUAAAGAAAAAAGAGAAAUAAUAGUAAUAACGAUAAAAAAGGGAAUAAAACGUAGAGACUAAGAGAAUCUAUUUCGGAUCCGUGUAUGUAUACGCGUUUUUUUAUAUUGCAACGAUGCGAGUCGCGCGCGCGAGUUUUAAAUCGGUAGAUACGAGAAAAGUUAGGAGAGGGGGGAUAUUAAGUUAACCCUUGGACUCGGCAAGAUAUGCGGAGCGGAGGUAAUCAACGUUGGACGAAUGUUGAGUAAUAUAUUAUAUGGGAUAUAUUAUAUUAUUAUAUAGCACGCGUAAAAAUGGUGGAGAGGUUAGGGGACCGGUUUCUGUCCUCGUCUCGGCUACUCGUUUCGUAGAUAGAGGCUCGUUUUCUUUUAACUAGAAUUAUUUCGUUUCUCGUUGUUGACUUCUGGGACGAAGACCGUCAAUGCGUUUCUCGACAAAACGAUCCCACUUGAUUAUAUUAGGCCGGGUUUAAUGUCCUUUUUGUAUCGUACAGUUCUGUUUGAUACAGUUGAAUGUUCGAUGUUGCUCGAAAAAGGAAUAACAAUUUGCUGAAUAAAGACCACAGUUGACGAAAAUACAAUGAUACGGACUCGUAGUAAAAUAAAACAUAGCCGAAUCGCGAGAAACGCUGCGAAGCUUCGUUUUUGAUUCGCUCGAAUCCGUCGCGAGCGAGCAGCGGGAGAAACGCAGGGCAGAAACCCCUUCAGGACUACAGGGAGAAAUGUCCGAGAGCCCGUGGUCGCGUCUCGCGGCCAUUCGUUAACUAAUUAUCUGUUGAUCGGAUCGGUGGAAGAUCGAAAGACGACAGAAGAAAACACACGAGUGUGGUGCGUGGGCGUUGAAAGAACGAAGCGAGAACAAGGUGAACGGUUCGUACGACAAUAAGGUAUCGAUUAGUUAAUCAGAGAUGAAAUAAUGUAAAAUACAAGUGCAAAAGCAAGUAUACAUUAUUAUAUUUAUUAUAAUACGAGGGUUCAGCGUGUCGACGUCCACCGUCAGGGCAGGAAAUGUUCGGCGAGCGACCGCACGGUCUCUCAAACCGAAAAGGAAAAACGAACAGACGGGUAGAGGAUUUUCACAGAGCUGAGAGAGACGACGUCGGGGCUCCUUUUAGAGUUUUAAACGCGAACCGCUACGCCGCUAGGGUCGAAACACACAGCUUAGGUUUUGCGCGGGACGUAUCGAAACGAGACGAAACGCGGAGCCACGCUAAACGAAGAAUGCCGAACGAACGGAUUAAAAGAUUGAGAGAAUCGAGGAAACUGAUCGAUCUCUCGCUUCGGCAGCGGUCGUUUCCUCCUUUCUCGGCGAAGGGAGGCGUGACCGAGGAUCGAUGAAUCUCCGCGAGGACAUACCAAAGGAUCGUAGAUUAAACGCGAGUAAAAGAGGAAAACAUUAUUUAUUGUUUACACUUACGUAUUCAUUAGCGAAUGACACGUACACGUAUACACCGACACACGCAAACGCGAACAAACACGGACACACACGCGUACAAAGAGCGAGAGUGAUCGAGAGAGAAUGCGAGAGAGAAAGAGUUUACGAACGUGAAACUUAGUCGAGGGAGCUACGCGUCGUUGAUUUUGCGAAAAAAAUAGGGGUGGGAUGGGGUGGGGCGGGGGAGGGGGUGAUAAAGAAGGAGAGCGCAAGCGGUUGCAACAGAAUUACACUUGUAAAUGAUGAAGUCGAAUUUUUCAGCUGAGAUCGAUCCGCCGGAAAGAUCGACGAGGGGGUAGUUUUUUCUUGUAAGCGACCACUUUGUUAGCGUCCGCUCGUCGAUCGAACGGCGACGAUCGAGGAUCUGGGAUCCAAAAAGCGUCGAUACUACGCCGUCGAGUCACGAAAUUUGAGGAUGUUCUUUCUCCCGUCGAUCGAAAUUAUUAGAUGGAAAAUUCGAUUGCAGCAUGAGAACGCGGAAUUAUGUACGUAAUAGACACGCGAGUUCUGUCGAGAUCGGAACGCGCGCGAGGGACGGGGGCGGCUGUAAACUACUGUAAACUACGAUGUUACUACGUUUUACCAAGAGCUUAUUGUAGUCGAGAACCAUUUACGAAAAAAAAAAAAAGAAAACACAUACACACACAUACACACGCGCACACGCGUACACACACACAGACACGUAAACAAACCAAUCAACCAAAAGAAGACAGAACAAGAAGAGUAACUUACGUCGUAAAACCAAAAACAACAAAAAAAAAAACAAUGGUAAUUGAGUGUAGCACGAAAAAAAGAAACUUCUUUACACUUUUGCACGAGACGUGUGUUGUACUUAAAUUAAUUAUCAAUUGACAUAUGUAAUUAACGUUUUAUUACUUAGCAAUUAAACUUAAUUUAUUUAUGAUUA
This is a messenger RNA of Hylaeus volcanicus, 10209 nucleotides long. RefSeq names its product homeobox protein onecut-like. Lineage: Eukaryota; Metazoa; Arthropoda; Insecta; Hymenoptera; Colletidae. Gene Ontology annotation, molecular function: RNA polymerase II cis-regulatory region sequence-specific DNA binding; DNA-binding transcription factor activity, RNA polymerase II-specific. Gene Ontology annotation, cellular component: nucleus. The record is from RefSeq and is a predicted model, not a curated record. Gene Ontology annotation, biological process: regulation of transcription by RNA polymerase II. The transcript is spliced from 5 exons. The coding region runs from base 202 to 1638 and encodes 478 amino acids.